Epithele typhae is the source of this 174-nucleotide messenger RNA. RefSeq lists its product as uncharacterized. The transcript has a single exon. Gene Ontology annotation, cellular component: fungal-type cell wall. Gene Ontology annotation, molecular function: structural constituent of cell wall. Lineage: Eukaryota; Fungi; Basidiomycota; Agaricomycetes; Polyporales; Epitheliaceae. The annotation marks the transcript as partial. The record is from RefSeq and is a predicted model, not a curated record.
GCCCAAACCUGCAGCACCGGCACCCUCCAGUGCUGCGACACCAUCGAGAAUGCCAGCGACCCCGCUGCGGCCGUGAUCCUCAAGUCCAUUGGCGUCGUCGUGCAGGACGUCGACGCGCUCGUCGGCCUGACAUGCUCGCCCAUCACCAUCGUCGGUGUCGGUACCGGAGGCUCU